Messenger RNA from Centruroides sculpturatus (bark scorpion), 2067 nucleotides. RefSeq lists its product as uncharacterized. The record is from RefSeq and is a predicted model, not a curated record. Gene Ontology annotation, cellular component: chitin-based extracellular matrix. Lineage: Eukaryota; Metazoa; Arthropoda; Arachnida; Scorpiones; Buthidae. The transcript has 7 exons. Bases 1 to 2067 code for a protein of 688 amino acids. Gene Ontology annotation, molecular function: structural constituent of chitin-based larval cuticle.
AUGAAGUAUCUUCAGCUUUUGCUGAUUUGUGCCAUUCUGGCAGUGGCGAGAGCGACGCCAAUAGUUGCACCAGCAGUUGCGGUCGUCAACACUGGAAAAAGUGCUCAAUUCCGUAAUCAGGAUAAUUUGGGAAACUAUAAUUUUGGAUAUAAUGAAGAUCACGCCACAGGAGGUACUUUCAGGAGGGAAGCUUCUGAUAGUCUAGGCAACAUUGCUGGUUCUUAUGGUCUUAGAGAUGCCGAUGGCCGUGUACGAAUUGUCAAUUAUGUAGCUGAUGAUUUUGGUUUCCGUGCCGAUAUCCAAACAAAUGAACCCGGUGUUGAGCCGAAGGAUCCUGCUGAUACUAUUAUUAAUAAAGCAGCUUCCGUUGUCGUUGAAGGAGCUCCUGCCGCACCUGCUGCUAUUACAUUAACUGCACCUGUAAAAUCAAUUCAUGCAGUUGAAGCACCAGUUGUGGCUGCUCCAGCUGUUGCCGUAGCUGCUGCACCUGCAAAAUCCAUUCAUACAUACGGCGAAACUCUUUAUGCCCCGGCACCCGCUCCUGUUGCUGUGGAAGCACCUGCUGUAGUGGCACCUGCACACGUAAAAUCUAUUCACACUUACGCUGAGGCUCCUGUAGCCGUUGCACCACCCGCUCCCGUUGCUGUAGCCGCUCCUGCUCCCGUUGGUUUUGCAGCGCCUUCUAAAUCCAUUCAUAGUUAUGGAGAAACUGUAAUCGGACCGGGUCACAAAACUGUAAAACACGUACAAAGCGUUUCUGCACCUGUAGCAGUAGCACCAGCACCCAUCGCAGUUGCAACACCAGCAAAAUCAAUUCAUACUUACGGUGAAACUGUCGUCGCACCAGCUCCCGCUCCCGCUGUUGCUGUAGCUGCCCCCGAAAAGUCAAUUCAUACAUAUGGAGAAACUUUUGUUGCACCUGCCCCCGCCCCCGCUGUUGCUGUAGCCGGUCCCGCAAAAUCAAUUCAUACAUAUGGCGAAACUGUAGUAGCUCCUGCACCAGCACCAGCUGUUAUUGAACCCGCAACACACGUUAAAUCCAUUCACGCAUAUUCACACGCACCCUAUGCUGUUGCAGCACCCGCUCCAGCAGUAGCAGUAGCAGCUCCAGCAGCGGUUCACACUUACGGAGAGGCUAUUGCAGCACCCCACGCAGCCGUAAAAUCUAUUCAUAGAGAAGUUGCUGUUGGUCCCCAUGUUGGUGCAGUUCGUUCUGAAUCAGUGGCAGUAGCAGCACCUGGAGUCAAGUCGAUUCACGCUUAUGGCGCUCCAUACGUAGUGGGAGGAGGACAUUCUCUGGCUUAUGCUGCAUAUCCAUAUGGAUAUGGUGGAUACGGAUAUUAUGGUCAUCCCGGCUACGUACCACUGGGAAUCGUCGGUGGUCCAACACCAUACAGUCAUUUGUACGGACGUAGAUUGGGAAAAAUUAAAAAAUAUCAGAAUCUUACUGGAAGAUUUAGUAUAAAUACGCUCGAACGAACACCAAAAGCAUCAGUACUUCAAUCAAACUCAACUGAAUCCACAAUGAAGUUCUUAAUUCUCUGUGCCAUUGUUGCUGUUGCAAGAGGAGCGGGCGUUUUAUACGCUCCAGCAGGAAUUUUAGAAACUGGGGCGAGUGUACAACACAGAAACCAAGAUGUUUUUGGUAACUACAACUUCGGUUACAAAGAAGACCACACUACAGGAGGAACCUUCAGAAGCGAAUCUGGUGACGCUUUUGGCAACAAAGUCGGUUCUUACGGAUUGAGAGAUGCUGACGGUCGUCAUCGUGUUGUCAACUACGUAGCCGAUGCUGCCGGUUUCAGAGCCAACAUCCAGACCAACGAACCCGGAACCGAACCCAAAGAUCCAGCAGCCACUCUUAUCAAUAAGGGUGUUGCAGUAGCUGCAGCUGCUCCAGCUGUUGCUCUGGCUGCUCCAGUUCCAGCUGUACAUGCUCCAGCUUUGCACGCUUCAGCUGUGCACCACUAUGCAGGAGCGCCUCUUUUCGCAGCAGCUCAUUACGCAGCACCCGUUGUUAAACACGGUUUCUACGCUCACCACGCCGCUCCACACUAUUAUUGGUAA